AUGGCCAAGGGCAAGUUCAAGGGCAAGCCCACCGGGCAGCGCACCUUCUCCUCCAAGGAGGAGCUCGAGGCUGGUACUUCAGCAGAUCGUCCAAAGACCUUUUCUAAGAAGCAGAAGCAAGAGGUAUCUAACAGAAGGGAAGAGUCAAUUGAGGAGGAAAGUGAUGAAGAGGUUGAGAAGACCAAACACAAAGGAACUGCAGGUCUCAUCGAGAUUGACAAUCCAAACCUGGCGAAACCAAAGAGUAUUAAAGCCAAGGAUGUUGAUGUUGAUAGGACAACUGAUCUCUCCAGGCGUGAAAGGGAGGAGCUUGAGAAGCAGAGAGCUCGAGCUCACUAUAUGAGACUUCAGGAGGAAGGAAAGACAGAACAGGCUAGGAAAGACCUAGAUCGCCUUACCUUGAUCCGGCGGCAGAGGGAGGAAGCUGCAAAGAAGCGCGAAGAGGAAAAAGCUGCGAAAGAGGAGAGGAAGGCUGAAGCACGCAAGUGA
Triticum turgidum subsp. durum (durum wheat) is the source of this 489-nucleotide messenger RNA. NCBI's taxonomy places the organism in Eukaryota, Viridiplantae, Streptophyta, Magnoliopsida, Poales, Poaceae. The record is from the annotation of a GenBank genome assembly.